Messenger RNA from Phlebotomus argentipes, 2703 nucleotides. RefSeq names its product nucleolar MIF4G domain-containing protein 1 homolog. The transcript is spliced from 4 exons. NCBI's taxonomy places the organism in Eukaryota, Metazoa, Arthropoda, Insecta, Diptera, Psychodidae. Gene Ontology annotation, molecular function: protein binding; RNA binding. The record is from RefSeq and is a predicted model, not a curated record. Gene Ontology annotation, cellular component: nucleolus. The coding region runs from base 212 to 2656 and encodes 814 amino acids. Gene Ontology annotation, biological process: ribosomal small subunit biogenesis.
AAGGAAUUAUAUCCUUUCGUAAAUCCAUGUCCUCUUGACCUAUUUCUGGAAUGGGAAUAGUAGGCAUAUUUUUAUCGAUGACGGACAGGACAAAUUGACAUGUGUGGGGAUUUUCAGCCGGGCAAGCAGUGUUUAUUUUCCGCUCAUUGUAAGUUGACGCACCUGACCAAAUCCCGCACUUUUUACCAGUUUCCCAGCACAGAAGCCAGUCAUGGGAAGAAAACCCAAAACUCCGGAGAGGAAGAAGAAGCCACCCACACGAAAAGAACUGCGGAAGCAAAAGAGGGAGCAGAAGAAGAAACUGAAGCACACAUUUUUCUCCCAGAAGAAGAAGAAAGUGGUCGAGUCUAAGAAGAAGAAAACAACAAUCGAGAAAACGGAAAUUUCUGACGAGGAGAUUCCGUCUGAUGACGAGCUGCCUUCUCCAAAUCCUGUCAACGGUGGAAAGGCAGUGAUUGAGCAUCCAUUGGAUCGUUUCAAGAAGGCCGCAGAGAAGCAGAACAAGCUGGUGAAGGAGAUCACGAGCGGCUCGAGGAAGAGAAGAAUUAAGCAACUGAAGGCGGAAAAUGAGAAGGAAGAUCGCCUCAUUCGGCAGCUGGAAAAGAAGCUGAAGAUUGAUAAGAAGCGUGGCGAUAAAUCUGUGCCGAAGUGCUUCGAUGACGGAUUUGAUUACAUCCUGGAGCUGUGUCUGCCCGAGAACAUUGAUAACAUGUACAAGGCAGCCAAGGAGGCGAAGGAUCUCGAUGGAGAAGGCUCGAAAGGGGAGGAGCUGCGAUUGAAGGAUGCUGAAAAGAGGUACUUUGGAAGCGACAGUGAACUGGAGAGCGUGGAUUCUGAGAUUGAAGAAAAUAUAGAUGAAGAACUUGGAAAUAUUGGGAGCGAUUCCGAGGAUGAUGUGCAAUCUCAUCGAUACGUUCGAGCGCCAGAGUAUCUCUCAGAUGACUCAGAAGAUGAGGAACUUCAGGAGGAGGAAGAGGAGGAAAACGACAAUGCUGAUGAAGAGAGCAACUAUGCGGAGGAGGAAAACAGUGAUGCCGAUGGCGUUGAGGAAGAUAUCUAUGGACGGACGAGAGACAAAGCCGGGAAUGUCGUGAAUGGAAAGUACAUUCCACCGCACAUGAGAGCUCAGCAGGCCAGCAGCGAUGAGAAGCUGCAGAGAUUGAGGAAGCAGCUGAAAGGGUGGCUCAACAGACUAGCAGAAGCGAAUUUGCAGAAAAUUGCGAAGGACACCGAGGAUCUCUACAUGAAGAACUCCCGCCAUGACAUGAAUCACACGCUUUGCUCCCUCAUCGUGGAGUCCAUCGUCACACCCGUGAACGCUGUGGAGCGAAUGGUGCAGGAACACGCACUGUUCAUUGCUGUUCUGCACGCGAACGUGGGCAGCGAAGUUGGUGCGCACUUCUUGGAGGCGCUCGUGCAGAAAUUCGACACGCUGCUCAAUCAGAUGGAAGCGUACGACGUGGAAGAGAAGCAGCUGGACAAUGUGGUGCUCUUCCUCUGCCACUUGUACACGUUUCGGAUUUGUCAUCACAGCCUGAUCUUCGAGUUGCUAAAGAGAGUGAGUGCUGAGUUAAGUGAGAAGUGCGUGGAGUGUAUUUUGGUGGUUCUGCGGUCUGUUGGCUUCGCGCUGCGAAAGGAUGAUCCAGUGGCGCUCAAGGAAUUCAUUGGAGAGAUUCGCCAGAAGGCAGACACACUUCCGGAAGCCCUGAAAGACAACCCGAGGAUGAAAUUCAUGCUGGAUAUUUUGGUGGCUGUGAAGAACAACAACAUGCUGAAGAUUCCCAAUUACGAUCCCAGCCUCGCUGAGCAUCUCAGGAAGUUGCUGAAGGGAAUCCUGAGGAAUGAGAAAUACGUCACGACACUUAACAUCCGCAUGGAUGAUCUCCUGGCGGCUGACCAAAAGGGAAAGUGGUGGAUUGUGGGUUCUGCGUGGACUGGAAGGCAGUCUGAGGGCCAAGGAAGCGUCGGCCGAGGCAAAAAUGGUCAAAAGUUCUCGUCAGAAGUGUUGGAAUUGGCGAAAAAACACCGCAUGAACACGGAGGAUAAGACCAAUGUCUUCUGCACACUCAUGACAGCCACUGAUCAGACGGAUGCCGUGAAUCGACUUCUGGAACUCUCCAUCAAGGACACUCGUGUGAUUGCCACAAUCCUGAUCUACUCCUGCCUCUGCGAGCCCGCCUACAAUGCUUUUUACGCCGUCGUGGCGCAGCAACUCUGCUCUUCCGACCGAAAGCACCGACUGGCCAUCCAAUUUGCGUCAUGGGACAAGAUCAAGGUCCUGGGGAAUCUCAAUGACAACCAAAUUGAUAACUUCUCGAAAUUCCUUGCGCACCUAAUCGAGGAAGGCGCGCAAUCGCUCUCAAUCCUGAAAGUGAUUGACUUUGGCCAGAUUGACAAGGCUUCCGUGAAACUAGUCAGGAGGAUUAUGCUGACGAUUCUCCUGAAGGACGACUACACCUGUCGAAAGGUCUUUGACAAAAUCGCUCCCAGCGCUAAGUUGAAGUCCUUCAAAGUGAGCCUGAAACUCUUCCUGCAGCACUUCCUCGUGAAGAAGGCAAACAAACUGGACCUACCUGAGGAUCAACUCCAAACGAUGAUGAAGCGCAUUGCAAUCGCCGACGAAUCCUUGUCCUCCAGUUCAAGAGUUCUUCUGUAGAGAAUACUUUUGGAGAACAAAUAAACUUGUAUAUUUCAAUUUUCCAC